This is a messenger RNA of Lactuca sativa (garden lettuce), 1630 nucleotides long. Its product is annotated as cytochrome b561 and DOMON domain-containing protein At5g35735. NCBI's taxonomy places the organism in Eukaryota, Viridiplantae, Streptophyta, Magnoliopsida, Asterales, Asteraceae. The record is from RefSeq and is a predicted model, not a curated record.
UAAUAUCCACACGGAAAUAUCAUUAACAGUUUCACACCACCCACAAUCCUUCUAGGAUUCUUCCAUCUCUCCUACUUGUUUCCUAAUAAAUUCCCAGUCAACCAACUAUCCUCCUUCAAUCUCACUUCCCUAUUUAAAUCCGUAUAACUUUUCCCUCUCUCAUCAUCUCUUCAAAACCAUCUCACUUGGGUAGAAACAAAACAAAAGAAACCGAAGAUUUUUGGGUUUUGGGUGUUUCGAUUCCAUCUAUAAAGACUCAAAUUCAUCUCUUCUUCUUCUGAUUUUGUUAACCCAUCAAGCUUUUCCAAGAUGGGUAAGUUCUUGAGUGUUCUUUUUUGCAUCUUGAUAUCGAAUCUGGCUGUUUCAAGUGCUCAAAAUUGCAAUACUUAUGCCUUUCGAAACAACGCUAUCUACGCUACUUGUGUUUCGUUACCUGUUUUGGACUCGCAUCUCCACUGGAACUACCUCACCAACGGCACCGUCGACUUGGCUUUCCGGCACACCGGAGCCACCACAUCUCAAUGGGUUGCUUGGGCGCUUAAUAUCGGUGGGUCGGGUAUGAUUGGGGCUCAAGCGCUUGUUGCUGUUACAAGCCCAAACGGGUCGGUUCAAGCUUACACUUCUGCAGUUUCUAGUUAUGGAACGAGUCUACAACCGAGCACUUUGAGCUUCGAGGUGCCGAGGAUUACGGCGGAGAGAGUUAACGACGUGGUGGUGAUUUACGCGACUAUAGUGUUGCCUAAUGGAGGAACGGGAUUUAAUCAGGUAUGGCAAGUGGGUCCUGUCGAUAAUGGAGUUCCGGGUAUUCAUGCACUCGGUAGUGAUAAUCGGGGUUCUGUCGGAAGGGUUGAUUUUAUCUCCGGUCAGACUACUUCCGGCGGUCGUGUUGGUGGGUCGCUAGUGCGCCGGAGAAACACUCAUGGAGUAUUGAACGCUGUUAGUUGGGGAGUAAUGAUGCCCAUGGGAGCAAUGACAGCAAGAUAUUUGAAGGUGUUCAAAGUCGGUAAUCCAGCCUGGUUUUACAUCCACGCCGCUUGCCAAACUUCAGCCUACAUCGUCGGUGUCGCCGGAUGGGCCACCGGACUCAAACUCGGCGGCGACUCUACCGGAAUCACAUUUGAAUCUCACCGGAACAUCGGGAUCAUCCUCUUUUCACUCGGAACACUUCAGGUUUUUGCUCUACUGUUGAGGCCUAAACCCGACAACAAAUACAGAAUAUACUGGAACGUUUACCACCAUGGCCUUGGAUACGCUGUGAUUGCUUUGAGCAUUGUCAAUGUCUACAAGGGGCUUGAUAUCUUGGACCCUGAGAAGAAGUGGAAGAACGCAUACACAGGAAUACUUAUUGGUUUGGGGGUUGUUGCAGUUCUUUUGGAAGCUUUCACAUGGUUCAUCGUCUUGAAGAGGAAGAAGGAAGACCAAAGGACACAUGCAGGAGCUAAUGGAUAUGGUCAAUCAGUGUAGAUGAUGGAGGGGUUUGCUUUUAUCGAUGAUGUUUUAUGGGUAGAUUAUUAAUUUACUUUUUGAUGGUGUUGAGAAUAGAGGUUAUAUUCUUUGUUGAGAUUUAUAUAUGUAUCUAUGCAUGUAUGUAAUACAUUUUCACUUUUUAUAUUGAGUAUUUUUUUUUUCA